GACUGCCCCCCCCCCACGGGACUGUUGGGUGCCGACUUGUAUGGGGACCGAUUAAAUUAAUGAUCAUGCAUCGGGACCACAAGUACCUGGAAACGUAGCUUCGUCCAGGGACCAGUAAUACCCAGGAGUGACAGUGUUGCGGUUUUUGUCCUGGGGGCUGAAAGCACUUUACAAAGGUUGAUAAGGAUGCUUUGGAUACUCAAAUCAAUGAUAAGAAGAUUCAAGAGGCAAAUGAGAAAGCACGACAUGAGACAAUUGACAUACAAAAAUAAAUAGGAUAUACUUUCUAUUUCACCUUUGAAACAAUAUCUAUCAUCACUUGAGGGGGAAAAGAUUUUUUUUCCACACUGGCUGGUGAAAUGAAGCAAAAUGACAAGAUCAUCUGUAUGUUAGAAGAACGACAGAAAGAGGACAUCAAAAACCUAAACAAAGCUGUCACUGAGUUUCAACAGAAUUUUCAGAAGCCAGAAACUCGGCGUGAGUUUGAUUUGUCUGACCCACAGGCCCUGAAGAAGGAUACUCCUGCUCGCCUCUCUGAUAAUGACCCUCGAUGUACUAUAUCUGGCUUGCAGAAGUUUCUAGGAGAAGAUUUAAACCAUGAUCGGAGGGUGAAAUUUCAAAAGGAGCAGUCAAGAGAAUGGUCUCUACAGCAACAGAGAGACUGGAAGAAUGCAUUAGCAGACCAGAAAUUUGCAGAGGAUCUCCAUGACAAGAACAGGAUAGACCUAGAUCAAAAGGCUAUGGAGCUACAAAGAAAAGACGUAGAAACCAGACAAGCUGUUUGUGCAGCUACCAAGGAUUUUAAUAGAACCCAGGUUGCAGAAUUUGCAGAAAGAAAAAUGCUAGAAAAGCGUCAGGAAGAAGAAGAUAAUGUGGCUGAAAUUUCCAACCUCCUUCGAGGAGACUUGCUUUCUGAAAACCCAGAACAAGCAGCCAGUUCGUUUGGGCGACAUCGUGUGAUUACUGAUCGAUGGAAAGGAAUGAACCAGGAUCAGUUGAUGGCAAUACGUUACACUCAACAGCAACAAGUUCUGGAGAAACUGAGGCUGCAGGAGGAAGAACGGCAAAGAAAUGCAGAGUGGGACAGGCAACGUAUACAGGCCGCCAGAGCACAACUUCUUUUUGAGCGGCAUCAACAGCGACUAAAUCGAGAACUUCGCAGAACUCUGGAUAAUGCUAAUGCACAACUCUCCCAGGAGCAGAAAUCAAAAAAAAUUUAUCUUCAGGAGGAAGUGUAUUCAAAUUUUCCAACAGGCCAAUAUUUUACACAGUUUAAUACAACUAGCCGGUGACCUAUGAGACACAUCCACUCUCUGAAAUAUAAAUUUAUGUAAGGUUUAUAGAAAUAAAGUUUGAUUAACUUUCA
Molecule: messenger RNA, 1366 nt
Organism: Chrysemys picta bellii (western painted turtle)
Lineage: Eukaryota; Metazoa; Chordata; Testudines; Emydidae
Gene: RIBC2
Product: RIB43A domain with coiled-coils 2
Source: RefSeq, a predicted model, not a curated record